AUGGCUUCAAAACUAUUUCUCAUUGUGGCCGUAGUAGCAGCUGCGCUGCCGUUCGCCGCGGUGGCUGAUUAUGUUCGACCGCCGCCACGCCCAAUACUUAAUUCCUCGUUGAGCUCGCUGCCGCCUUCUAUUCCUCAGCAGGUCCAUAUCUCCUUGGCCGGAGCUAACCACAUGAGGAUCUCAUGGAUCACCCCCGACGAGAACGCUCCAAGCCUCGUCGUCUACGGGACGUCGCCCAACAACUACCCCUUCAAAGCUCAAGGAGAGAGCACUAGCUACCGUUACCUAACCUACAGAUCCGGCAUGAUCCACCACACUGUCAUCGGGCCACUCCGCGACAACACCACCUACUUCUACAAAUGCAGCGGGGUUGGUCCAGAGUUCCAGCUCCGAACCCCGCCGUCUAAGUUUCCCGUGACCUUCGCUGUCACAGGAGAUCUAGGUCAGACCGGAUGGACUAAGUCGACUCUGGAUCACACAGCGAAGUCCCAACACGACCUUCUCUUGCUCCCGGGUGACCUUUCCUAUGCCGACUACCUGCAGCCCGGAUGGGACUCGUUCGGACAACUGGUGCAGCCACAGGCAAGUGCAAGGCCGUGGAUGGUCACACAAGGCAACCAUGACGUUGAGCACAUACCGAUACUCAAACGUGGCUUCAUCGCCUAUAAUGCACGGUGGAAGAUGCCAUAUCAAGAGAGCGGUUCCGGGUCGAAUCUGUUUUAUUCAUUCGACGUAGCCGGAGUUCAUGUCCUAAUGCUUGGUUCCUAUACAGAUUACGAUGUGAACUCUGAUCAGUAUAUAUGGCUCAAGGGCGAUCUUGCGAAGGUGAAUCGUGGAAAUACACCAUGGAUCAUCGCGGUACUCCACGUGCCGUGGUAUAACAGCAACACGGCUCAUCAAGGUGAAGGUGAUGGCAUGAUGGCAGCAAUGGAGCCCUUGCUGAACGCAGCUUCUGUGGACAUGGUUUUAACCGGCCAUGUUCAUGCCUACGAACGCACGAAACGUGUCUAUAAUGGCAAAUCCGAUCCUUGUGGAUUUGUACACAUUACAAUUGGCGAUGGUGGAAACCGAGAAGGAUUAGCGAGCAAGUACAAGGAGCAGCCUGAGUGGUCUGCCUUUCGCGAAGCAAGUUUCGGCCAUGGUGUUUUCAACGUCGUGAAUACAACUCACGCGCUUUGGGGCUGGCACAGGAACGACGACGAUCAACCUGUGGCGGCAGACAAAGUCUGGAUAAAUUCACUAUCGAGUUCAGGGUGCCUGGCUAAAAAGAAAAAAGAACUCAGAAAACUGCUCUUGGCGCCAUGAAAUUGAUGACUGUUCAACCAAUUCUACAAACCAUUUGUUUCAUAAAUUCAUGAUUUUAAUUUUGGAUUCUCAACUAGAAUAUGUGCCUCAGAGAUCCUUUUUCUAAUUCUUGGUUAUGUCAGUUACCACAGACAUGAUCAUUUAUCUGUUUACAAUUUUCAGAGAGUAAGGCAUGAAGAUAUAUGUUCUU
Molecule: messenger RNA, 1495 nt
Organism: Salvia hispanica
Lineage: Eukaryota; Viridiplantae; Streptophyta; Magnoliopsida; Lamiales; Lamiaceae
Product: purple acid phosphatase 18-like
Molecular function (GO): metal ion binding; acid phosphatase activity
Source: RefSeq, a predicted model, not a curated record